Molecule: messenger RNA, 1329 nt
Organism: Lobosporangium transversale
Lineage: Eukaryota; Fungi; Mortierellomycota; Mortierellomycetes; Mortierellales; Mortierellaceae
Product: mitochondrial carrier domain-containing protein
Exons: 6
Coding region: 129-1310 (393 amino acids)
Biological process (GO): transmembrane transport
Source: RefSeq, a predicted model, not a curated record
CAAUCAUUUUAAUAAUUAUAUUUUUUAUGCAUUGUACAACGACUUUUGCCCAUCGUUGACUGAUUAGAGCUUCAUUAAAGAUAAAAUAGCCUCUAGGGCUCCGCCUGUCUUUCUCCUUCAUCUCUUUGAUGGCUACGAUCUCCUCUGCCGGUUCUGACUCGGCCUUGGGUAGACUUCAAACCAACCAGCAGAACAACGGCCAACUCCAGCACACUACUAGUAGCCAUAACGGGAAUCAAUUAAGCUCCUCCACGUCUUCAUUGGCGUCUCCUGAAGCCGAAUCUGCUGGAAUUACUUAUCGUACCGAGAACAAACAGCCGAGAGUAACUGUUAGAGAAACAAAGUCACUCGAUUAUGUCGCACGGACAAUGCUUGCAGGAGGAAUCGCUGGUACAGCCGCCAAAACAGCUAUUGCUCCUCUAGAUCGAGUCAAAAUCUUAUUCCAAGCAAGCAACCCUCAAUUUGAAAAAUAUGCAGGGACUUGGACGGGUGUAUUCAAAGCCGCAAGGGAUAUUCAGAGGUCAGGAGGUGUUCGCGGAUUAUUCCAGGGUAAUUUGGCAACUGUCUUCAGGAUCUUUCCCUAUGCCGCGAUCAAGUUUAUGGCGUAUGAGCAAUACCGCAGUCUUCUAAUGCCAACAAGAAGGGAUGAAACGCCUUACAAGAAAUUGCUGGCGGGAUCUUUGGCUGGUGUCACAUCUGUAUUUUUCACAUAUCCAUUAGAUUUGAUCAGAGUACGCCUUGCAUAUGAAACUAAGGCUACACCCUACACAGCACUUGUGAACAAGAUUUAUAAUGAGCCUGCUGGACGCCACCGCUCAGCUCAUAUGAGAUGGUUACCAGCGCUGAAAGUCUCAAACUUCUACCGGGGGUUUCUCUGUACUGUAGCAGGGAUGAUCCCAUACGCAGGAGUAUCUUUCUUUACACACGAUGUGGCUCAAGAGUUUUGUCGUGAAUACUUGCCCUGGACACUCAAACCAACACAGAACCGGGGCUUGCCCGACAAGAAUGGCGACUAUGCACGCCCUGAACUACGGACUAUAGCUGAGCUUGCGUGCGGAGGUCUUGCAGGGGCGAUUUCACAGACGGCGUCAUAUCCAUUAGAAGUAGUCAGACGUAAGAUGCAGGUUGCGGGAGCACUGGAUCCCAAAGAAUUUAUAGGCAUGUGGGAGACAGCGAAACGAUUGUAUAUAGCUAAAGGAGUGCGUGGAUUCUUCGUGGGACUAAGUAUUGGAUAUCUCAAGGUUACACCAAUGGUUGCGAUCUCGUUCACAGUGUACGAGAGGAUGAAGAAGGUGCUGGAGAUCAAUUAGGCAUUUUUGUACAUUGUUG